AUCAACAAUAAAUUUUAAUCCUUUCCCAAACAGGUCCUUGAAUUGAUACGCUGGCGAUAAGAUACCAUUCCAAUGGCUGCUUCGCUUUCUGCUGCUACCGCAAUUCCACGCCCAAGCAUUAGCAUCAUCAAUUCAAUCUCUUCAUUCAACUUCUCCAACUGCUUAAGCACCGGUAUUCAACCGCGAAGCUUCGUCAUCAAGUGUGAAUCAAGUGCAUCGGCAGCGGACGAGACGCCGCCGGCAAAGAGCCGGAAACUCGAGAUCGGCUCCCCCGUAAUCGUAGUCGAGGCUCCCAAAAUGAUAAAGACCGCAGCCUCAGUUCCAUGCCUGCGGGUCAAUUCCGGCAUAAUCAACCCCGGCGACGUUGGCAGAAUCGUGUCGAGAAAACCUAAAGACGUGUGGGCCGUGCGGCUUAAAGUGGGGACUUACCUCAUCGAUGGAAGACCACUGUCCAUAUCUAUGCCAUGGAAUCCUAACUCGAUUUCUUGAUGCAGCAGAAAUGCGACUUAACCAUACAUUUAGGAGUCUCCGUCCGGAAUAAUUCGUAGGUUUUCCCCCUUUUUAAUAAUUCGUAGUUCUACGAUAGUAUAUUGACUUCGUGGAAUUCACGAUAAAAUUCAAACUAUUAAGUAUACAUAUUAAUUUAUCAACGGAAAGCUUACUUGAGCAUCCUCAUUUAUUUAUUAGUAAAAGUUGUAAUGCACGGAAGAAAAAUUCAACUUCGGGGUAGAGAUUUCAAACAUUGAUGUUAUAAUUACUUAACUAGUCAAGUGAUGCAAGACAACUUUUAUUUAUUUUAAA
Molecule: messenger RNA, 801 nt
Organism: Momordica charantia (bitter melon)
Lineage: Eukaryota; Viridiplantae; Streptophyta; Magnoliopsida; Cucurbitales; Cucurbitaceae
Gene: CRR42
Product: DUF3148 family protein
Biological process (GO): NADH dehydrogenase complex (plastoquinone) assembly
Source: RefSeq, a predicted model, not a curated record